Messenger RNA from Hydractinia symbiolongicarpus, 935 nucleotides. RefSeq lists its product as uncharacterized. The record is from RefSeq and is a predicted model, not a curated record. Bases 81 to 560 code for a protein of 159 amino acids. The transcript is spliced from 4 exons. NCBI's taxonomy places the organism in Eukaryota, Metazoa, Cnidaria, Hydrozoa, Anthoathecata, Hydractiniidae.
GUGUAUAAAAUCAGUUUUAUAUCUGUAGCAAUUUACUAUUGUCUAUUUCUAGGUUUAUAUUUUGAUUAAUAAUAGUGAACAUGAGUUUAACGAAAAAAUUUACUUUGCUAUGUGCUGAUGGAAGUGAACACAGUGAAAGAGCGUUUAAAUGGUAUUUUGAAACCGCUCAUCAUGAAGGCGAUGAAAUAGGAAUUGUACAUGUGCAUUGUUUGCCAACUUUGCCCGGGUUUGGUGGUGAUAUCAUUGCAACAGAUUUGUACUCUCAAAUGAUCAACCAGAGCAUCGAAGAUAGUAAAGCUGUCAUGGAAAAAUUUAAAGAACUGUGUGAAGGAAAAGGGGUUACACCAAAAGCUUUCUUAGUCUCCAUGAACGAGUCUGUGGGUAACACAGUAUGUACAGUUGCUAAAGAGAAUGAUGUAACACUUAUUGUUUCUGGCCAACGUGGGUUAGGAGCAUUUAGAAGAGCCAUAUUUGGUAGCGUUAGUGAUUAUAUUCUUCAUCAUUCCGAAGUUCCUGUGGUUAUUGUGCCUCCACCAAUUGGUCACGAAAAGAAAGAAUGAACCGCCACAUGUUUUGACAUCAAUCAAAUCUAAGAAAACUUUCAAUAUUUGAUUGCAAGUUUGACGCCUUAAAAACAAAUGCUAUUUUUAAUCUGAUAUUUUUUUUAAAAUUAGGAAAAGCUAUCAUUUGAUACAGUGUAUAUUUGAUACUGUUUGAACGUUUUUUUUUUCAGCAGAACUAAAAGUGUCGCCAUGUAUUUACAUUUAUUCAUCAUAUAUUUUUGAUUAUUUUCUUUAUGGUAGAAAGUAAGAUGCUCAUAUGGCAAGAUGGUAACUAGCUGAAUGUGAAUAUAAAAGCUUACUUUUUAUUAUUUAGCGCAAAUUAAAUUGUAUUAUUUAAACAUUAUUCACAUUAUAAUUAUAGUAUAUUUACAA